Panicum virgatum (switchgrass) is the source of this 1248-nucleotide messenger RNA. Its product is annotated as basic proline-rich protein-like. The record is from RefSeq and is a predicted model, not a curated record. The transcript has 6 exons. NCBI's taxonomy places the organism in Eukaryota, Viridiplantae, Streptophyta, Magnoliopsida, Poales, Poaceae. The coding region runs from base 1 to 1248 and encodes 415 amino acids.
AUGGAGUCGAGGAUGGAGGCGAGGAAGUCCGGGUUGGCGAGGCGCGGAUCCGGCGGCAACCGUGGCCGGCGAGGGUACCGGUACCCUUCGGGCCUGUACCGGAGAAUUAGUGAUCUUAGAGGGAAUGGAUCAGCUUUCCCUGAUUUAAGUGGAAUGCAAUCCAUGAAAACAAUGGUACUUAGGAAAUGUUCCAUCAGUGGAAGCAUCCCAUCUUAUAUUGGCUCGUGGACAACUCUUAAGCAUCUCCGCUCCCUUCCCUCUCCUCCUUCCCUCCCCUCUCUUCCUCUGCUUCGGCCGCCUAGGCUUCAUCUGCUCCGGGCGCCACCUCCUCUGCUCUGGGCGGAGCGCCGGCCGCGCGGCCCCGGCCGCCCCGAUCCGCCGCCGCUCUGGCCCUCCUCGAGCCCGUGCCAGACACCGCCGCCGCGGGGCCCUGGGCACCGCGGGAUCCGCCCCCCGCGGGAGCCAUGGAUGCUGCCGCCCGAUCCGGCCCUAGCGGCCUUCCGGCCGUGGGCGCGGGUGCGUGACCCGCUGCCACUGCUGCGGCCCAGGCCGCCGCCGCCCAGGCCACUGGUGCCCGCCGCCAUCGCGCUGGGCGCGGCCGGCGCCUCUGCUGCCGCCUCGGGCACCUGGUGCGCGCUCUCCUCCCUCCCCUCCCUCUCCUCUACUGCGGGAUCUCCCGCGCCGGUCCCUGGCGCUGGUGGAUCUGUUGCGCAGGGCUCCUGGGGUGCGCCUGCCCCGCAGGUGCCUGCCGCCGUCGUGCUUGGCGCGGCUAGCGCCUCUGCUGCCGCCACCGGAGGCACCAGGCGCGCACCGGGCCCGCGGACGUCCGCCGCCACCGGGCUGGGUGCGAACGGCGCCACCACUGCCGCCGCCCUGGUUCCUGGGGCGCGCCUGGCCCUCGGUCAGCCGCCGUGGCCCCCAGGGCCUCUGCUGCCCCCGCGGCCCUCCCUAGGCAGGGCCGCGAGCGCCGCCGCCGCCCUUGCUGCCGCCCUUGUCGCUGUUCCCGGGCAGGACAGGGGCGCCCCUUGGGCCGCCGCCCCCUUGGCUGCCGCCGUGGUCGACGACCUGCGUGGCACCGCCUCGCACCUCAAGGCCUACGAGCGCGCGCAGCAGAUACUGCGGGACCCCGAGGCCAAGCUCAUCGAGGCCAAGCUCGCGCGGGCGUACGCUGCGCAGGCCGUCGCGCCUGCCGCGCACGCCGCGCAGGGGAAAAUCCAAGGCAGGAGCAACAUAAUGGGAGCAAGAUAG